Messenger RNA from Xiphophorus maculatus (southern platyfish), 2164 nucleotides. RefSeq names its product BEN domain containing 7 (gene bend7). The record is from RefSeq and is a predicted model, not a curated record. The coding region runs from base 20 to 1474 and encodes 484 amino acids. The transcript is spliced from 11 exons. NCBI's taxonomy places the organism in Eukaryota, Metazoa, Chordata, Actinopteri, Cyprinodontiformes, Poeciliidae. Gene Ontology annotation, molecular function: DNA binding.
UCAGGUGGCGCAAAGGGAUAUGCGACGAAUUUUUAAUAUUAAAGUCAUUAAUGUAUUUACAUGGCGAAAGGGAAAGAGCAGCGUCAUGCUGGGAAGGGAGAUCACGUUCAGCAACCGCGUUUUCGGGAUGGAGUUUGGGGAAAGGAAGAGGAGACGGAAGUCGCAGAGCUUCAAACUGGUCACGGAUGAAGAUUUCGGCUCUUCAUAUGGGAUAAAUUCCAGCUGCAGAGAUGCCAAUGGUCAGAGUAAAGAUGCUGCCGUGCCUCAAGUUUGGAUGGGCGAAGAGAGCAUGGAAAUCAAGAAACAAAUCACUGGAAUGAUGAGGCUCCUGGGUGACAAGACUGGGAGAGUCUAUCAGCGUUUGGGUGUCGAGCAGAACAGAUCAACAAAAGAGCCCCAGGAUAGCCAACUGAACUGUAUGCACACACCUCCAAUUUUACCUGUUGUGUCAGAAGACAACCAGUACCAAAGCUGGAGCUCUCCAGGAGACCCAGAGCUUCCACCCUCAUCCGAAUCAACGUCAAUCUCUAAUGGUCAAGCCUGCAGCCAGUACAGUACCCGGUCCAGGGAGCUCAGGACUGUCAGCACCACAAAGGAUUUAAUAAAACCCAAUGAAACAAAAGAUGAGCUCCGUCCUGCUGUGCCAGAAACCCCCUGCUGCAUGUGUAACUGUAAAGGCACCUUGCAGGCGAUAUUGCACGAGCUUCGUGCAAUGAGGAGGCUGAUGCAGACUCAGAAAGGAACAUUUGAAAGGCGGGAACAUGCUAAAUCAUCAUGCCAGCCUCACAUCAGCCUGAGUUCUUCUCCACUCCGCACCUAUCAGAAGAGAAGACCUAUUUAUAAGGUGGCUCCACUGAAUCUCUGUGGCACCGGAACAACGGCUAUUUUCUCUCCAGGGGGUUCGACUCUGAAAACUUCACCCCCAGAAGCUGCGAAGAAAAAGGAAUGUGAGAAACUCGACUCAUCUAUGAUCUCCUGUGAUGUUUCUGAGCCUCCAUGUAGGAAUGAUCAGAUAGCAGACUCUGGCACACACAGUCCACUUCUGAAUGCACUUGGUGGACAUCAGGCAUUAGAGUCUGACGUUCGCCUUGCGGAGGAUUAUGAUGUGUUUAUCUCAAAGGCCCAGCUAGACUCCAUUUUGGUCAACUAUACACGCUCUGGCAGCUUGCUGUUUAGGAAGCUGGUGUGUGCCUUCUUUGAUGAUGCUACUUUGGCCAAUUCUCUGCCAAAUGGUAAAAGGAAGCGAGGGCUCAACGACAACCGUAAGGGCUUGGACCAGAACAUUGUGGGUGCUAUUAAAGUGUUUACAGAGAAAUACUGCACUGAACACAGAGUAGAGAAGUUGCCUGGACCACGAGACUGGGUACAGAUCCUUCAAGAUCAGAUCAAACUUGCCAGAAGAAGGCUGAAACGAGAUGCUGCAGAUGCUGAGGAAAACUCAAAUGAACCAUCUACAAGUACUAACCUCACAUGAGUCUGCCCACAGCUGGAUGGCUUUCACACACAUUUACAGCAGGGUUUUAUUUUUAACAGGUUUGAAAGUGAUGAGCAGAAAUUGUUAAACAUGACUGAUUUCAUCAGCUGCCACUAUUGCCUGGCAGCAGAUCAGCUUAUCUUUAAUAUUUCUCUGGCUUUAUUCAUUUGUCACCCUCUGUCUUUCCUUUAUAUCAGUGAUAAAACAAUUUGAACUGCACAACAAAAGGUAACAGAAUGAUCAAAUUAAUUAUUUGCUAUCAAUAAAUUACACAUUGUACAUAUGUGCCUGCUGGAGUUUACAUCAGGGCACAGACUAAACCACCAGGAUCUGGGAUACUGAGUCAUUAUAUAGAAGAGGUAAAGAAAACUGAAAAAUGACCUGAAGUUAAAACCAUAGAAAUAAAUAAAAAAAACACUUUCAACUGUUUUUAUGAUGGUACAAAAAAGGAUAAGACUUGCAAAAUACAAAGUACAUAUGAUACAAAAUAUGAUACAUUUAUUGUCCAGAGACUAUAGCUUUUAAGAUGUUCUAUAUUGUGAAUUGUGCCUUUUAAGUGACCAAUACUUCAGUGGGUGUAAUGUGCAGUGCAUCAUCCACCUUGUUUGGAAAGUAUAGUAUUUAAAUGUGAUGUAUUUUUAGUACAUUUUUGGAAUUAAAAAUAGACUGAUGGGGUUUUAUCUGAAUAAA